UUAGCUUAUAGUGUCUUUUGAUGUGAUGUCUUUACUUUGCUGUGUGAUAUGCUCUGUCACCAUAGUUGUUGUGUGGCUACCUUCACUUUCAUUAAGUACAGGAUAUUCGUUUAUGGAUGAAGAUAUAGCGCAGUUAGUCUUACUGCACAACAAGUAUAGAUCACAGAUUACACCACCAGCAGUUGAAAUGCGAAUGAUGACUUGGAAUUCUGAUUUAUCAAAACUAGCGCAAGCUAAAGCUGAAGAAUGUGUUUAUUCGCACGGAGUACGAGUGCACCACCCUAAGCUCGGGGAAUUAGGAGAAAAUAUUUACGUAACAGACGGAAGUUACCCAAGGACCAGGUAUUUUCAAAGAGCCGUGUUCAAAUGGAACGCAGAAGUUCACUUUUAUAAUUUGGCAACGAACAUAUGCGAAACGGGGGAGAAAUGUGGUCACUACACACAGCUUGCAUGGUCAUCGACAUACAUGGUUGGCUGUGGGCUAAAGUUCUGUUCCGGACCUGUUUCUACCCCAAAUGGUGAUCUUAUAAACGCUACUUUGAUAUUUUGUGAGUAUUACCCAUCAGGUAACAAGCAAGCUGGCUUCCUGUUUAAUACGAAACCCGCACCCCCAUACACCACAGGCGCACCAUGCAGCUCAUGUCCCGAAGAUGUUCCUAUAUGUGAAAGUAAUUUAUGCUGCACCCCCAACGAACACAUUCUGUUUAAUAAAUACAAAGAAUUACUCAAAGCUGUGUCAAGUGUUUCUCCUGAACCAACCAAUAAUACAACAACGCAUACUCACCUAAUAACAAGCACUUUCAAAGACAAUACAAAAGGGCCGGAAAAAACAGGCAUCACAUUUAAAGACAAUAUGCAAGUGACAGAAAUAAAGCAAGAAAAAACAAAGUUUGUUAAAGUGACUACGACGAUGCAAUCAACUACUAGUGGUUGUUCAACCGUUUUAACAUUGGGUAAUACAGUAUGGUGUACAACGUUAGCAUUUGGCUUACUCGUAGAAUAUCUAAAAAUUGUCAAUCUUUUUAUGCUUUGUUAAUUAGUCUUGUUAUUCACGUAAUGAUGUACCAUAGUUUGCAAUAGAAAAACGUAUUAUGCGAGUUUAGCUACAUAGAUGUGAGCGAUUUUAAAUAAUACAUUGCAAUCAUGAAAUUGAAUUAUAGAUUUAAUCUAUAAGAAUAUUAUAUGUCGCUAUACUUUAUGCUGAAAAAUAUUUAAUCCAUUGCUAAAUACGGCAUUCCAAAAACUAUCGUAUACCCUUUCUUGUAUUAUAAGUAAUUGACAAACAAAUAAAACUCGAUAAAUGGAA
This is a messenger RNA of Ciona intestinalis (vase tunicate), 1306 nucleotides long. RefSeq names its product glioma pathogenesis-related protein 1-like. The record is from RefSeq and is a predicted model, not a curated record. NCBI's taxonomy places the organism in Eukaryota, Metazoa, Chordata, Ascidiacea, Phlebobranchia, Cionidae. Gene Ontology annotation, cellular component: extracellular region.